GGCCAACCGCGUGGUUAGAAGAAGAAAAAUCCUCUCGGGGCGGCUGUUGUGAAGCGGUGGCGCUGCAAUCUGUGGCGCUUCUUCUUCUUCUGCAUUUCGUGUUGGCCCACUAUCGAAAAGGCAGGCAUUCGAGAUGCGGCGCCUUGUGAGACGGCCCGCGCCUUUCCUCCCUCUCGCUCUUACGUCCAGUGUGUAAGUUUUGUGUGUGUGUGUGUGUUUGUUAGUGUUUUGUGACGUCAUAACGCAUUCAACUUGACCCGAAAAACUGGCUUCUGUGCACCCCGUGUGUGUCUUUUGUUUCGUUUGGUGCACCUGACGCGCUUCUAUGACGCUCGUUCUCUGACGUCUUCACUUUGGUCGAAUUGGAUUUACACACACACACAGUUUGAAAAAUUAAGACACCAACGUUUUUGGCUCUAGUUGAUUGACCGAGUUUCUGGUGUAAUGACGUGACUCGGUCCAGGUUGCUGUGCGUGUCGGGAUUUUGUUUGGCUUUGAAUUGAAUCGGUUGAGUGUUGUUUGGGGGAUCCUGUCGUCGAACGCUAUUCAGUUGUGUCUUUCACGGGGCGAACGGCAGGCCGAUGGCCAGCCACCACGAACCCAGUCAACAGAGAGUUCCUCCUCCUCACGAUCCUCCUCCUGCGGCCGUCAGACCAAAGCCUUUGUGGCAGCCGUGGUCAGAUAGCGAUGAUGAUCGGGAUUUAACAUCCAAUCGGGUCGGUGCUGACAAUGAUGGGGGUGGAAAUAAAGAACUCCCGACGAGGACCAAGAAAGAACGAAGACGUCACGAACGCCAUCACGAAUUGCUUUCUACCGCCGCCAGGGCUCGCAAAGAAAUUCCGGUGGAAACGGCUGAUGAAGUGGACAGACCGUUGGAUAUGAGCACUGGACGUCGAGCCUCACCUCCACCUUAUCCAGCGGCUGGAUCGUCAACUGGAAUCCUUCCGUCCUAUCCGCUGAGAUAUCCCAGUCCACCGGAUUACGGAAGUUCAUCAGGUCCUCGACCUUCUGUCAUCACUUGCGCUUCCAGUUUGCGAUCGAGUCCGGCUCCCAGCUGUCCGAGUCCUUGCGGCAGUACGAGCUCGUCGGCCUCCCAGUCAGCUCGGACAACCACAGCAGGCAAUGGAUCUCCUCCACCACCACCAGUUCGCUCGCGUCCAACAGCUGACGGAGAGGCUAGACUUCCUCCACAACGCCGCGAAAUCAUUUCCUCAGGUAUGUGCGACCCGGUGAUUGACGAACAUUUCCGGCGAUCGCUGGGCGAACGUUACACUCACCUGUUUGCUUCGUCGUCGCCAUCGUCUUCAUCGUCGUCUACCUCCAAUUUAACGACCACCAAUGACUCAUCCUCACGCGAUGGUGGGGCGGCCAAUAAAAUGCCGUCCACUGUCAACGUCACAGGACUUUCAGUGGAUGAUCAUUUCGCCAAAGCCCUUGGAGAAACUUGGCUCAAAUUGCAGAGUGAAACCAAGGAAAAGGAGGCCAACACCGACUCCCAGCCAGGCUCUCCACUACCGUCAUCAGCCCAGCGACAAGGACUUCUUCUCACUUAAUAUUAUUUCUCUUUUAUUUUUCAAAUAAUCGAUCACGAAAAUAUUUUAACGGUAGAGAGUUUUUGUGUGUGCGUGUGCAAAAAAAAACUAAAAAAAAAAAAACAGCAAACUUUUAAUAAUUAAUUAAAAUCCGAAAUCAGUUCCAAUUUGAUUAUUUAUUAGAUAUUUUUCAGUUUGUUUUAAAUAAUUUUUUUUUGGCCAAAUUUAAAAAAAGAAAAAAAAACUUGAUGUGGUAUUUCGAUUUUUCAACUUUUUUUCAAAAUCCUCGAGUUGAUGUGUAAUUUGUGUGUGUGUGUGUGUUUGAUGUGACAAAAAAGAUUAUCUUUCCAUACGUGAUCUUUUUUUUUACCCCCCUCUCUUCUGUUGGAAUUCCUAUCAAUUAUAAUAUUUUUUUCUUUGCUUUGUAUUUUUCGAUUUAAUUUCGAUAGAGAGACAUUUUCCUUGACAUCUCGUUACGACAUUGUGAUGACAUUCAGUUCUAGCGAGGAAUACAAUGUGUGAAUAAAUUUCA
This is a messenger RNA of Daphnia pulex (common water flea), 2064 nucleotides long. RefSeq names its product transcription cofactor vestigial-like protein 4. The transcript has 5 exons. Gene Ontology annotation, molecular function: transcription coactivator binding. Gene Ontology annotation, biological process: negative regulation of DNA-templated transcription. The record is from RefSeq and is a predicted model, not a curated record. NCBI's taxonomy places the organism in Eukaryota, Metazoa, Arthropoda, Branchiopoda, Diplostraca, Daphniidae. Bases 582 to 1553 code for a protein of 323 amino acids.